Pelodiscus sinensis (Chinese soft-shelled turtle) is the source of this 3437-nucleotide messenger RNA. The record is from RefSeq and is a predicted model, not a curated record. NCBI's taxonomy places the organism in Eukaryota, Metazoa, Chordata, Testudines, Trionychidae.
UGUAGAGAGCCAUGUAGGAUAUAUACCCUAAGAUUCUGGUAUGAGCAGUGCCUCAGUCUACACUGCUGUUUUUACCUGUGCUGGAGGGGCAUGCAUCAUAGUGCUGCAGGGAUAAUGCAAUGUAGACGUACUAUGCAAGAUGACUCUGCAGUAGCACAGUGCCUUGAGAAUCUCUGCUGAUUCUUUGCUUAGAUAUCAGCACAGAACCAAAUCUCCAAAACCAUUUCCAGCAGCAGCCAAAGUCUCCCUCGCAGCCGUCCCUCCUGAGAACUGACAAGACACGUCCCUUGUUUUGAGUAUUCCAGUGAGACUAUAGCUGCAGGAUGGUUAUCAAGACGAGCUUCUCAAUAGUAUCAAAUCCAUAUUGUGACCCUCAACAAUCUAAAGACUACUUAAGAGUCUGGCAUGCACAGGGAAAAGGGACUGCGCACAUAUCAGAGAGGGAUGUUAAUUUCCCCUUUUCUAAUCAAUGUAAAAAUUGAAAAUUAACUCUCCCUUUAACUGAGGUGGGUGGGUCACGUAGGUAUGGGCAGCAGCUGGACAUGUGCAUUGAUUGCUGUUUGCAACCUUUGGGACAGGCUUCAUCAGACUUGAUUCCAAACCAGACAGAGCUAAGAGGAGCAGCGACUUGCCCUACUUCUCGUUAGCUGACCGUGUAACCACAAUGUGUGUCUUUGCAAACAGGGUCCAGACCUGGAUGCAGUGACGCAGUGCCCGUCUCCUGUACCGUCUCUCACUGUCCCUGAACGAACUUCAGAACGAGAAACUCAGACGGCUGAGCUUUCUCUGGCUGGUGUGGCAGCAAUCGAAGCUGUGGAGAGGAAGGUGGAUUCUCACGCCACGCGGUUGCUGGAUCUGGAGGGGAGAACAGGAAUGGCGGAGAAGAAAUUAAUAGACUGUGAGAAAACAGCAGUGGAGCUUGGGAACCAGCUGGAGAGUAAAUGUGCCGCGCUGGGGACGCUGAUCCAGGAGUACGGGUUGCUGCAGCGGCGCCUGGAGAACAUGGAGAACCUGCUGAAGAACAGGAACUUCUGGAUCCUGAGACUGCCCCCAGGCACUAAAGGGGAAAUCCCCAAGGUCCCGGUGGCAUUUGAAAACGACUCCGUGUACUUCGCUGAGCAUGAGUGGCAGAACUUAGAGGAGUGGCAGAAGGAACUGUACAAGAACGUGAUGAAGGGGAACUACGAAUCUCUCAUCUCGCUGGACUAUGCGCUCUCCGAACCCGACCUGCUGGCACGGAUUGACCGAGGAGAUGCUCCCUGCGACGGGGCGGAGGGGGACGCGGAGGAGGCAGAGAUCGCUGCUGAGCCCGGCGCAGAGUCGCUGGGAUACACGCUUGACAGGUCCUGCCAGAGGGAAGGCGAGGAAGAGCCCUGCGCCCAGGGACGAGAGAGCUCGCAGGAGAGCGAGAUCGCGGCUCAGCCCCGAAUUGAGCGCCCGUUUCCCCAGCCCAGCGGCGUGGCCCGGGUGAAGCGAGAGGAAGAGCUCUGUGCGGAGGAGCAGGGGGCCGCGGAGGAGGUGGAACUGUUCGCAGAGCCCAGCUCCGACUACGCACGUUCCCAGCCUGGCGUUUUCUCCUGGAUUGUACAAGAGGAGAAGCCGAGUGUGGGGCAGCCAGGCAAUGCGGAGGAGCGAGAACUCCCGCCGGAGCCCGGCCCUGCGGAUUACGAGUUCCUGAUCAAAGCCGAGCAGGAGGAAUGCCCUGCGACCCUGGCCAGAGAGGCUGUUCUGCCGGGUCUCGAGGAGGCUUGGGGCCGGGCAGGAUCCCAGCUGAGGAACCACCCAGGACAGAGGGGAGCAGCUCAGCUUGAGAGAUGUCUCAGCAGCACCAGGCCCGUGGCCAUUCUGCAGAGGAAGUCGGCUGUGGAGCGGCCUAACAAGUGUGCCGAGUGCGGGAAGGGCUUCAGGCUAAGGAAGAGCCUUAUCGUUCACCAGAGGAGUCAUGCCAGGGCAGGCCCCUGUGCAAAGAGCCUCGGCCACAAGCCGCACUCCCUGCUGCACCCCAGAGCCCCCGCGGGAGAGGGAGCCGGCAGCUUUCCUGCCGAGCAGCAAGGCCUAGCCCAGAUGCUCAGUCUCCCGUGGGAGCCGGCCAGCGGCAGGUGUCCGAGCAUGGAGUGCAGCAGCAGCUUCCGUCCCAGCCUUGGCGCCCUGCACCCGCCAGCCGGCGAGAGGCUGUACGUGUGCACCGAGUGCAAGCGGAGCUUCCGGCUGCACAUCAACCUGGUCCUCCACCAGCGGACCCACGCGGAGAAGGGCCCCGGGUCCCUGAACUGUCCCUACUGCAAGAAAAGCUUCAGCCGCUCCUCCCACCUCAUCCGCCACCAGAUGAGCCACACGGGCGAGAGGCCCUAUAAAUGCCCCGAGUGUGAAAAAAGCUUCACGGAUAAAUCCAAGCUCACCAACCACUACCGGAUCCACACCGGGGAGCGGCCCUACCGCUGCACCGAGUGCGGCAAGAGCUUCAGCCGCACACACCAUCUCCUCAAGCACCAGCAGAUCCACACAGGCGAGAAGCCCUACCCCUGCCCCCACUGCCCGAAGCGCUUCUCCCAGAAACACCACCUGCUGGGGCACCAGCGCAUCCACACAGGGGAGCGCCCCUACCAGUGCACGCAGUGCGUCAAGAACUUCACGCGCAAGCAGCACCUCCGCGAGCAUUGGCGGGGGGACCCCCGAGAGCCCCCAAGCAUGCCUGACGCGUUCCACGCCAGCGGCCUCUGAGGCGUCGCCGGGGAGAGCGGGGGGCGGCCGUAGGCCCCGGUGUUCAGAGCAGGUGGCUCCGCGGGAAAUGGGCCGGCAGUGGCGGGACACAGAUCGUCCGGCGUCUCUACAGUGACAGCGUCACGCCGGCUGGAAAAGGAGCCAAUGAAGAAGGAAGGAAAGCCAGGUGCUGCGGAGAGCUAUAGGCCCGGGCUAGCAAGGUUGGCCCCUUCACCUGUGAGACGGUCCUUAGAGUGCUGUAACUUUUAUAAAGCUUUCCUUUGGAACCCCGAUAGCAUGCCGAGAGAGGAAUUUAUUUGGGGAUUUCGGAUUGGUGGGUUUUUUAAGGUUCUAUUAUUUUCUACUGCAGGUGUAGGAGUCCGUUAAUGCUCUGUGGAAAUGCGACCCUUGCUGGGGUGGAGCACUUUCCUGGCAUAAACUGCAGACAAAGGCCCGGACUCUGGAAUGAACGUCCAGCGGAGCUAAAGACCCUUACACACCUUCCCACCCACCGCUUUAAAGGCUUGUGUACCUCAUGCUGCAGCCAGCCUGAGUUUUCUGUGGAUCAGUGGCCCCUGGCCCAAAGAGGUUCCCCAGCCUGUCCUAAACUUGUCCUUUUCCAACCCCAUGAGGUGUGUGUGUAUCAGAAUCCCAGCCCGGGCCCCAUGCUGCUCCUGCAGAGGAGGGGACAGACCUGUUGGAUGUGGGGCAGGCUGUGGGAUGGCCUGCCGGGCGGG